This is a messenger RNA of Procambarus clarkii (red swamp crayfish), 1717 nucleotides long. RefSeq names its product ladderlectin-like. The record is from RefSeq and is a predicted model, not a curated record. NCBI's taxonomy places the organism in Eukaryota, Metazoa, Arthropoda, Malacostraca, Decapoda, Cambaridae.
CCCCAAAGAUCACCGAGAGGUCGCCAUGGCAACAUUCUCAGCCAUCCUGCUGUCGGUGCUGGCGCUGGUGACGGCUGCCCAAGAGAUUCAGACACUUCAAGAUCUGUCCAACACGCUGCUCCUCAACCAGCUGGCAAUGUCCAACAUGCUGGCUGAACGUGACUCCGGAACCAGAGUAAUAAGAGAGUGGCUGAACGACCUGCAAUCAAACAUUACCUCCGAAAUAGCGGCUUUGCAGAACGUUGUUAAAGCUAAUGGUGUUCCCCAAGAUGCUGGUAAGGGGGCCGUGGAGUGCAUGGCACCGUUUGUGGACGUGUAUGGUCACUGUAUCUUGGUGGAGACGGCACUGACGGGAUCUUGGGAAACUAUGAGACGUCACUGUCAGCAGAAGGGCGGCGAGAUUGCCAAGGUUGACUGUGGCAACUUCAUGUAUUACCUCGUCAGGUACCUUCACAGUAACGGUCUGGCUAAGUUGUCUUACUGGGUCGGUGGGAGAGAUGAAGGCCACGAGGGAUCUUACUUCUGGACUGAUGGUACCCAGGUCAAGAUGGGAACCCCCUUUUGGGGUGACGGCACUACUGACAAUAUUCAGGAGCCCGACGGAGGAACCGCUCAAAACUGCAUAGUGAUGUUAAAGGAAGAUCAUUAUUUUUUCUUCGAUGAUUCUUGCAAUACCAAACGUGCAGUUAUUUGUGAGAAACUAAAAUUGUCCUAGGAACAAUACCUGCCUUCUGUCUUUGAAGUAUCAGGUGCUUUAUGUCCUUGGAGUAACACCUUCCUCAUGACCUUGGAGUAUCACCAGCCUCCUGAUCUUGGAGGAGCACUUGCCUCCUGACUUUGGAGUAACACAUGUGGGGAAUUCUGACUCAUGGGAUUUUAUUUAUUUUAUUUUAAUUAUUUUUAAUUUAUAUAUUUAAAGAAUGUUUAUUUAUGAUGUAUAAUUAUUUUUUUUAUUAUUUCAUUCGAUAGCUUAGUGAAUUGUAUGCCAUAUUGAGCGGGCUGUAUGGAUUUAAAUUCUCCCACAUGUCAUAUCCAAACACAAGAGGGGGGUUAAUUAAUUAUAGUACCUAUCAAUCGAGAACAUAUCAAUUGACAGGAAAAUUUAUACUAAAUUUUAGUUUAAUAAUCUACUGGUAUUAGUUUUGUACUCAACGCCUUAACUGAUUUGAAGGCUUCAGUGUGGAUACAACUGUUGGGUUGUGAGCAAUCUGCCAAAUAAGAGCCUCGUGGUCUAUGGUGUCUGUUCUCAUGUGAAACAACCGGUUGAGGUCGCUUGGUUUCCCUGGUGACCACAGAAGAUUUGCCAGAUGAAUACAAUAUAAUAACUGCAAAUAUACUUCCUAUCACAGAUAUGGCACGUUAAUUAUGUUUAGUUGAGUGAUUGUGAGAGGCUUACCAUGUUUUAUUGGUUUACCUGACUCAUCACCGGUUAGCUAUAAUUAUUAUAUUAUUGGGCCCUGUAAUAAGAUGUAUUACUUUGACUAACCGGAUACGAGGUACUCUCAUUAUUUAGAGGUUACGGCAGCUGAAGAACAAAAGGAUGGCUCGGGUUACGAGUACAACUGUAGCUGAUUCUUUGUGCUACCUCACUUAUUUAUUAUUAACAUCUUUAUUGACAAAAUUAAUUACAAUUAUGCCUAAUCUGAGGAUUUCAAUUAAGUCUUAUUAAAGUGAGGAUAAUGCUGGUAUUCACUGUCACGCAGGACAGAGGGUCAUA